AUGUCAAAUAUGAAAGAAAUAUUUGAAAAGAUUUUUACCGAGUUCUGUAUCAAAGACAUUCGUGUUUGUAUCAGCAAAGAAAUAUUAGGUAACAGCAGAGUUCGGUCUAUUCUGACAUGUACGCGACUGCUUUGGCGUGGAAGGCGCUUCUUCGAGGAAGAACACGCCGCGCACGCAAUGUCGGCGGUUCUUAGAGUCCUGGCUCACUACGCCGCUAUCAAUUCUAAUGCAGCUGUUGAUGUCUGCUUGCAUUUCCUAUGCGAUCUGAUUAAUGGUAUUAGUCUACACGAGAGUGCAUCACCGUUGUCACAUCAGAGCGCCUACAGCGUAGAACAGCUACUGGCCUGUCUAAACGCUCUAACGCAAUGUUUUAAUAAAAACCCAAAUAACAUCCUCUGCAGUGCUCUAGUGCUGGAUGCUUUAAUAUCGUAUCAACCACCGAACUUAGUGAUUAGAGCCUGUACGGCCAAUGCGUUGGCUCAGGUGUUAAAAUCAUGGCUGGAACUUCUUGUAGGUGCGUUGAACCACGCAGUCCUUGUUGACGACAACGGUAUGUCGGGAAUGUUGCUCGUAGUGACUUCACAGAUUGGAAUGGAUGUUCUCAGGUUAGAAAAAUUGUUAGGUCAAGGUAACCAAGGUACAGACUUCAUUCAAAGCAUAUUAACUGACGAUCAAGAAAUAAAUGCUUUAAAGGAAUCCGCUUCGGAGAUGAAAACUUGUACACUGCGUGUGGCAUCAGAGUUAAUUGUUUUUGUAAAGGAUUAUCAAGAUCAAAUCAAUACAGAGGAAUACAGCAUGUUCUUAAAGUUUCUGCUCAAUUUCCUUCAACAUAACACAAACUCUUAUACCUUGUCGGAAUUCUGUGAUACACUCUUUGCUAAAGGUUAUUUAACGAUGCUGCCCAAAUGUCAUAUAAGGAGAAACGAUUCAAAUGUUCGCAAAUUAAGCACACUAAUUUUAGGGGAAAUGCUAAUAGUACUAGCCAAGAAAUAUCUAGUGAAUGAAACAGAGAAUAACGAAAUGUGCGCCGAACAAAUUCAUUUAUCACAAUGGCUCAAAGCAGAAGAUUCAUUGCCCGAAGACUUGGCAAAGGAAUUUGAGGUCUGGGAGCUUUUGCUCAACGUUCUUGUUAAAUGCACGGAAAAUACAAUCAUUCAUAAUUGUAUGGAGGCGCUCAAGUUGUGCUUAGAAGAAGCGGACUAUGAAUCAAAACAGGUCUUUGCAACUACGAUUUGGUCGAAGCUGCCUGAAGUUCUGUCCAAAGCGUUGAUUGACUAUAAUUUUGAAAUUGGAACAAAUAUAUGUUAUUUAAUGGAUAUUGCUACAAAUCUAUUACCUACUGAAUUAGACCAGACUAUUUGUCUCAAAACAGCCGUUGUACUAACGGUACUUUUUUCAAAAAGCAAUCUAGAAGCCACGUAUGAAUCGAUUGAAACAAGGAAUCAUUAUGAGUACGUGUGCUUGAAAUUGUGCUUCGUUUUAUUAUGCCUAGCUCAUGACAAAAACGACAAUAGAGUAUUAUUGACGUACACAAAUCGCGAAGGGUUUCUACAAGGCGUCCUUUUAGCCACAAACCACGUAGACGACCGCGUCGCGUGCGCUGCUUUGGAACUACUGUGUUACGUAGUGCGUUUCUUCGCUAGGAACAACUACCAGGAUUCUGAAAACCAAUCGGCAGCUGGAUGGAAAACUUUAAGUUCCAUUUUCAAACAUGCAGUCGUGUACAAAAGGGACUCAAAGUUAGCCGCAAUACUCGCAUCCCAACCGUGGACACACACACUCAUAAGGUUCCAAAUAACCCAGAACGUCACAAGAGAAUUCCUAACCUUCGCACACGGAUGGUUAACACUUUUGGAAAUGAUAAUACGGAAGAGCCAGGAAGGUCGGAAACGUUACAUGUCUAAAUAUAAUCCUGUAACUAAAACACUGAUAUUAAUUAAAAAUAAUUUAGAUGUUGAGGAUGAAUUAAAGGAGUUAAAACAGGAGAUCAUUCAGAUAAUUGAUAAUAUAGCUGAGAUGACCAGUAUUACAUUGAAAUAA
This is a messenger RNA of Parnassius apollo (apollo), 2040 nucleotides long. The record is from the annotation of a GenBank genome assembly. Lineage: Eukaryota; Metazoa; Arthropoda; Insecta; Lepidoptera; Papilionidae.